This is a messenger RNA of Phodopus roborovskii (desert hamster), 544 nucleotides long. RefSeq names its product IQ domain-containing protein F5. The transcript has 2 exons. Gene Ontology annotation, molecular function: calmodulin binding. The coding region runs from base 86 to 532 and encodes 148 amino acids. The record is from RefSeq and is a predicted model, not a curated record. NCBI's taxonomy places the organism in Eukaryota, Metazoa, Chordata, Mammalia, Rodentia, Cricetidae.
UCAUCACUCUCUAUCUACUCUCUCUGCUGGAUCAGAGCUAGAGGAGUGCAGACUGGAGGGUGAUGGGAACAUCUAGCCCUUAACCAUGGGCCCAGAAGAGACUACUGCCAUGACAGAAACAUCUGCAGCUGUGCACAUUCAGGCAUGGUGGCGCGGCACACUGCUGAGACGCUCACUGCUGCAUGCCGCCCUCAACGCGUGGAUAAUUCAGUCCUGGUGGAGAAAGAUACUGGCGACGGUGCGGGAGAAGAGACGGCGGGCGGCUCUGGAGCUGUAUGCCCAAAAGACACGGGCAACUGUCAAACUGCAGUCCUGGUUCCGUAUGUGGCGCAUCCGCCAACGAUACUGUCGUUUGCUAAAUGCUGUCCGCAUCAUCCAGGUUUAUUGGCGUUGGCAUAGUUGUCACACUCGUGGCUUUAUCCAGGGUGACUAUGAAAUCAAAGAAAACCAUCUGAAUAUCCAACUUGAAAUUUCCCUGGGCUCACAGGCUUGCAAGGUGCAGCAAUGCAUAACCCUACCAAUAAAAGAGUGAUCAGGUCUGCUA